AUGUCACAGACUUGGGUUAGAGGGCCCGUAUGUGGAGUGGACAACUGUACAUCCAGGCUUUAUAGGUCCACCGAUGGGCUCAAAAUAUGUCAAUAUGGACAUGUGAUGGAUGGGAAUAUCGAGAUCAAUGAUGAUCAAGAUGACAACUUUGUACAAACAAAGAGACUUAAUAUCCAACUCACAGGGUUGGGGGGUGAUUUCCUGUCGCAAUCAAGUGCAAGAGGAUAUGCAACCCAUGGAAAAGAGGGUAAACUUUAUGGUCAGGCUGCUAAGGAACAUUACCUUCUUUCACUUCAAGUUGUACUUCAAAAGCAGCUCAAGAUUAUUAUCAAGAUCUUCUUCAAUGAAACAAGUCUGGAUGCAGAACUUGAACUACUCCCAGUAGUAAAAUUGUUUUGGCUUAGAAACUUGCAGGCAAGUUUAUUACCCGAUAAUGAUAAAUCUGAAUUGGGACAAAAGGAAGAUGAAAAUGAAGAAGUAGAUAUUGAUUUCAACCAUCCUGACUUACACCUUCCAACCACUUUGGAUCUCAUAUGUAUCAUCUAUUUAUCUCUAUUGGUGCUCAGAUACCCAGUGUACGUACAUGACUUGGUGGCAGCUCUCAAGCAAAAUACAAUUCCAUAUAUGCGAUGCUUACAUCUACUUCCAAGAGAUUAUGUUAAAAAAUUACCAUCAUAUUAUAUUAAACUAUUUGAACCAACAAAAUUACCAUUAUCAAAUGAAAUAUAUGAAACUAUAUUCAAGAUUUCAUCUAGAGUUUGUCCAGAUUUAAUUCAAGUACCUAUGGAUUAUUAUUAUCCAUUAGCAUUCAAAAUCAUAUCAAAGACUCUUUUACUACCUGAUGCACCAGAAAUAUUCCUUUUAUGGGUUGCAAUAACUGAAAAGCUUCAAAUCCCCGAGAUUAAAUUACAAGAAGAAUCUAAAUCUAAAUCUAAAUCCAAAAGAAGGAAAACUGUUGCAAAUUCAAAAUUGUUGAAAUUCUCGGAACUCCAAGUAGUUGCACUCGUUAUCUUAACCAUCAAGGUAUAUUUUGUGUAUAAUACAGUGGGUGCUGAAUGUAAAAUAGAUCCAACAACUUGGCUCAAUAAUUUAACUCAAUAUGAACUUAAUCAUGAAUUCCCCGUACCUCAAAGUGGGAUAGAUGAAGAAGAUAUUCUUAAUUGGUCUGAUAAAAAGAUUAAUCGAUAUUGUCAAUGGAUAUAUGCCAACUUGGUCCCAAAGAAGAAUAAAACGUUUAACAUUAUCCGGGAUGAUCAUGAUCUUGAAGAAGUUGGACAAGAAGAAAUGGAAGAACUUUCAAUGAUGGAUAAAAGAUUAUUUCAAAUUUUUAACAUUGGUCAAGAAGAAUAUGCAUCAUCGGGUAAAAGAACCCUUGAUCUGGAAAAUGAAAAGAAUCAAGAAGAUUUUAGCAUAGAUCAAGUUUUUAGUGGGUAUAAGCCACAAAUUAAAAAAGUUCUUGUUAGUGAUAUUAAUUCGGUAGAGAAUCAUCUUACUGAAAAAUUAAGUGGAGAAUUUGGAGUUACAAAGAAAUUAUUAGAAAUGUGUUAUAAUGGGGUAGAAGUAUUAGUGCUGGAUGUUAUCAAGGAGGGAGGGUAA
This is a messenger RNA of [Candida] anglica, 1596 nucleotides long. Lineage: Eukaryota; Fungi; Ascomycota; Pichiomycetes; Serinales; Debaryomycetaceae. The record is from the annotation of a GenBank genome assembly.